AGGGAGUGAAUGUGUAACACAGGACCCGCUGCUGCAUCUUCUGCAUCUCAGCACUUCUUGCUACUUAAGCCACAAGGAAUUAAGCUUUCCUUGAGAUCCUUACUCCUCCUGUCAUUGACAUGUCCUAAUUCACCAGGAUGGAAGCACGCUACGUAUACAGAAGCCAUUAGCACCAUAAUUGCUGUCUGUCACUAUGACAACCAGCCGCUGCAGUCACCUUCCUGAGGUCUUACCAGACUGUACAAGCGCUCUCCCCUCUGGAAAGACGGUGGAAGAUUGUACCAGUCUUGUGAAUGGGCAGCCACAGUAUGUCAUGCAAGUUUCAGCAAAAGACGGUCAACUGCUGUCAACUGUAGUACGGACUCUAACCACUCAGAGUACCUUCAAUGACCGUCCAAUGUGCAGGAUAUGCCAUGAAGGAAGUACCCAAGAGGACCUUCUCUCACCUUGUGAAUGUACCGGGACUCUAGGGACAAUACACCGCAGCUGCCUGGAGCACUGGCUUUCAUCCUCCAACACCAGCUACUGUGAACUCUGUCAUUUCCGGUUUUCUGUGGAACGUAAACCUAGACCAUUAGUUGAGUGGCUGCGAAACCCAGGCCCACAACAUGAGAAAAGGACUCUGUUUGGAGACAUGGUGUGCUUCUUAUUCAUUACUCCACUGGCCACCAUAUCCGGAUGGCUUUGCCUUCGAGGAGCUGUUGAUCAUCUGCACUUCAGUAGCCGACUAGAAGCUGUUGGACUCAUUGCACUAACAGUUGCACUCUUUACUAUUUACCUCUUUUGGACACUUGUGUCAUUUAGAUACCACUGUAGACUAUACAAUGAAUGGCGUCGGACCAAUCAAAGGGUUCUUCUCGUCAUCCCAAAAUCAGUCAAUCUACCAUCCAAUCAGCAGUCUUUAUUAGGCCUGCAUUCAUUUAAAAGGAACUCGAAAGAAACUAUUGUGUGACAUGAGAAAAUGAUGGACUCUUCUCGCAGCCACAUGCACUGUAGCACCAUCUCUAACUUCUGUCUGUCGUACUUAAUUCAAAGACUGUUAUCUCUCUGCUGGAUAUAUAUAUAUUACUGAAUGGAGCCUCGAUGGCCAGUUAUUAUUUAGGCAUCAAUUACCGCAGUUAUAUUUGUUCUAAUGCGCCAAACCACUUUAUUUAGCCAAAUGGCACAUCUCAUACACAUACAUAGUAAUUCUGCCAUCUUUUUUACCUUUUCAUUGCAAAAAAAAAAAAGUUAUCAAAUAAUAGACUGUUUUUUUAACUCUGUGUUAACUUGCAUAGUAUUUGCUACGGUGACAACCAACAGUCCAAAAUGUUGCAGCUCACUUUCAAAGUAAUGGCAUUAUCAGAGUUUAGCACAAUGGUUUGAAACUCGCAUACAUUCUUAAUAUCAAAAUAUGCAGACAUUUUUUUUGUUUUUCUUUUGUUUUUGGAACGUUUUGUAAAAACAUCUUGUUUGACAUAUUUUUCAAUUAAACUUGCGUAAAGAUGGGUUUUUCCCAACCCCUGCAAGGAUUGAAUCGUCGUUCUGAGGAGGAAACAUUUUGGAAUAUGCAAAAGAGAACAUUAAGCAACUUCAUCUCCUUUAAUCAUUUUCUUUUCAUCAGCGUAUGGGAGGUUUGGACUUUACUCCUGGAGAGAACUGUACUUUAAAUCUCAUUGUUCCUUUGAUGUCAUUCACCUAUUGAACCUUUCAUUUCUGGAGUACUUGAGAUCUGGACAUUUGCCACCACCAGUGACUGGAAGAAAAUAUACUCAUGUAUGAGUUAAAAUAUUGAACAUUUUUGAAAACUAUUUCAGAUAUACAAAUUGCAUUAUGUAUUAUUAUAAAAAUGUGCAUUAUUUAAAUAUUAAAUACUACACAAGC
Messenger RNA from Spea bombifrons (plains spadefoot toad), 1863 nucleotides. It is a transcript of the gene MARCHF3, whose product is annotated as membrane associated ring-CH-type finger 3. The coding region runs from base 194 to 952 and encodes 252 amino acids. The transcript has 5 exons. Lineage: Eukaryota; Metazoa; Chordata; Amphibia; Anura; Pelobatidae. The record is from RefSeq and is a predicted model, not a curated record. Gene Ontology annotation, biological process: protein ubiquitination. Gene Ontology annotation, molecular function: zinc ion binding; ubiquitin-protein transferase activity.